AAUUUACAACAACACAGUCACAUACAUGGUUAACAGCAUUAACGGUCACCACCAACACCAAAAGGAGCACCGAGCUGAAGAAACUACCAAAAGAAAAUGAAGAAUCUUUGUCUGAACUUCGAUUGCAACAAACUUUCAAUUCCACCAAAGCCUAAUUCGGUGUUUUUGGUUCCUCCGCCUCCUUGUAGGUUGUGGUUUCCGACAUGGAAUAGGAACAAAGUCAACAAUCAGAAGACGAGGAAGUUAUCAGUUUCGGUGUCGUUGAAGGAGCAAUGGCUUGAAUCUGCGGCAAAACACGCUUUUGGAUUCGGCGUUUCGGCAACUUUUUUUUUCUCUAUAUUCUGUGAUUCGCCUUCGGCUCUUGCUGAAUCUCUCACCGUUGCUUUUCCCGUUUCACGUGCACCUGAGGUAAAUGCAGUUCAGAGAACCCUUGUGGAAGCAUGGGGUUUAAUUCGCGAAACGUUUGUUGAUCCUACAUAUAAUCACCAAGAUUGGGAUUUGAAGUUGCAGCAAACCAUGGUGGAAAUGUUUCCCUUGAACUCAGCUGAUGCAGCAUACACAAAAAUCAGAGGAAUGCUUUCUACCCUUGGCGAUCCAUUCACUCGGAUUAUCAGUCCAAAGGAAUACCAAGGAUUUAGAAUUGGAAGUGAUGGGAACUUACAAGGAGUAGGCCUCUUCAUAAAUAUUGAACCAAGAACUGGACAUUUGGUUGUUUUAUCCUGCAUUGAAGGCAGUCCAGCCGCUCGUGCUGGUAUUCAUCAAGGGGAUGAGCUGGUUGAGAUAAAUGGGGAGAGGCUUGAUGGCCUUGAUAGUGAAGCUGCAGCACAGAGGCUUCGAGGGAAUGCUGGAACCACCGUUACAGUAAAGGUGAAAGACUCGGUGAAAAAAUCUUCCAUCCGAGAGGUUAAACUUCCGCGCGAGAACAUUAAGCUCUCUCCAAUAUCAAGUGCCAUCAUCCCUCAUAGAUUACCAACUGGCCAAUUCACAAAAACUGGCUACGUAAAAUUGUCCGCAUUCUCUCAGACUGCUGCUGAAGACAUGAAGAAUGCCAUUCAAGAAUUGGAAAAUCAAGGAGUACACUCAUACAUACUAGAUUUACGAAACAAUCCGGGUGGCUUGGUAAAAGCUGGCCUUGAUGUUGCCCAGAUGUGGUUGGAUGGGGACGAGACUCUAGUGAAUACCAUCGAUAGAAACGGGAACAUGUUACCGAUUACCAUGGUCGAUGGACAUGCUAUAACUCAUGAUCCACUUGUGGUUAUUGUCAACGAGGGAAGUGCAAGUGCUAGCGAGAUUUUAGCUGGUGCAUUACACGAUAAUGGUCGAGCUAUUCUCGUGGGGCACAAGACAUUUGGUAAAGGAAAGAUUCAGAGCGUCACGGAGCUUCAUGACGGAUCAGCCCUCUUUGUAACCGUCGCAAAAUAUCUAUCGCCGGCACUUCAUGACAUAGACCAGGUCGGCAUAACGCCGGACAUACAAUGCACAACAGAGAUGCUCAAUUCGGCCAUGGAAGCUUCGGCGAAAAAUAACAAUAGUAACAAGAAAAACUCAGUUUCAUCCCUUGAAGCAGAUUCAUGCAUUAUGGUAGCAGAACAUGAAUUGGAUAUGAAGGAGUCAAAAGGAACUGCUUCUUGAACAUUUACACUUUCUUAAACUACCAUUUUUCUUUCUUCAACUUUAUAGUUGAAAAGGGUUUUUGGUAGAAUGUACAUUUGUGAUAUCUAUUGAUAAACAUUAUAGAAUUUAGAGAUUGUAUAUAUCAUAAUAUCAAAAUCAAUGGAAUAAUAGGUAAAUUCAAUUCCAAGUUCAAGCA
Messenger RNA from Arachis duranensis, 1810 nucleotides. Its product is annotated as carboxyl-terminal-processing peptidase 3, chloroplastic. The record is from RefSeq and is a predicted model, not a curated record. Gene Ontology annotation, molecular function: endopeptidase activity; serine-type peptidase activity; protein binding. Gene Ontology annotation, biological process: proteolysis. Bases 97 to 1632 code for a protein of 511 amino acids. The transcript is spliced from 12 exons. Lineage: Eukaryota; Viridiplantae; Streptophyta; Magnoliopsida; Fabales; Fabaceae.